AUGCCCGCACCACCAUUACUUAAGCGAGAUUGGCAAAAUGAUCGAAUUUAUCUGGUACAAUUUCCUCGUGCUGGUUGCAUACCGAGUGUUUCACCGUUCGCACUCAAGCUUGAAACAUGGCUUCGUAUAACUGGGUUACCAUAUUCUAACAUUAACAAUGAUUUUACAAAAAUGUCAAUAAAAAAGCAAAUUCCAUUCAUUGAACUCAAUGGAAGACAAAUUCCAGACAGCAACUUUUGCAUCGAACAUCUUUCCGAAUUAUUCAAGGUCGAUAUUGAUGCUAAUUUAAUAGCAGAAGAAGUUGCACAAGCUCGAGCAUUCACCGUGCUACUCGAAGAAUCUUUGAGAUGGGUAGUUGUAUAUAAUCGUGCCAAAAAUAUUAAAUUUUUUGCGACUGUCGAUGGAUUCAUUCGACAUUUCACUGGAAUUAAAAAAGUCGUCUUCAGAGAUAUAAUUAUGGACCAAUUCAAGAAAAAAAUUUGGCGAAAAUGCUAUGAGCAAGGUAUUGGUCGAUAUACACCCGCCGAAGUGGAAAAGAUUGCGCAAAAAGAUCUGAUAGCACUCUCAACCUUUCUCAGAGAUAAGCAUUUUUUCUUCGGCGCAAAACCAACUACACUUGAUGCGACAGCCUUUGGUCACCUCACACAAAUCUAUUAUACGCCUUUAGGUGCGACGCCAGAACUGAAGAAAUUCAUGGAUGAAAAAACACCCAAUUUAGUUGAAUUUAUUUGUCGCAUGAAAACAAAUUAUUGGUCUGAUUGGGAUGAAUUACUUAAGACUUUAUCAUUAAAAGCCGCCAAUUAA
Molecule: messenger RNA, 804 nt
Organism: Dracunculus medinensis (Guinea worm)
Lineage: Eukaryota; Metazoa; Nematoda; Chromadorea; Rhabditida; Dracunculidae
Source: the annotation of a GenBank genome assembly